Molecule: messenger RNA, 2783 nt
Organism: Durusdinium trenchii
Lineage: Eukaryota; Dinophyceae; Suessiales; Symbiodiniaceae
Source: the annotation of a GenBank genome assembly
UUUUGCCCGUGAUCACGUGCGCAUGGACCAAUCAACAGUGGGCCGUGACGAUCAACAAAGCCGGCUUGCAGAGAACCUUGAGCCAACAGAUGACCAAAGAGUUCUUGCUCAUCUCCCGCGGAAGCAAGGUGACCGAGUAUCGGGCAAAAUUGCUCGAAAGCAUGUCAAGCUUCAACACAACCCUCCAUGCCCUCAUGGUGGGUGAUUCGUCCAAUGACAUCUUGCCAGCACCAGACCACCGAGUGGCCAGUGCUUUGCAGGAGGUGGAACUUGAGUGGAUCCCCAUGGAAAAGCUCUUGCGGGAGAACAUGGACACCGUGAGAAGUGCCGAUGGCUCCUAUAAUAUGCUCGUGCUGGAGGAGCUAUCUUCCAGGAACGUCCCUUUGCUGGACACCUCUGAUGCCGUGGUGAAGGCUUUGGUGGAUGCUGCGCAAGUCUCUGGUGCGUCAACAAAUGGGCUGGUGCAGGACAUUGCUGGGCGGCAGAGGACCCUCAUCCAGCGCUUGGCCAAAGGGAUUCUCUUUUUUGAGCCAAGGUGUCUCCAUGACCUUCAACAUGAAAGCCUACAGCAACACAAAGGUCCUCUUCGAAACCUCCCAUGAUGGGAUCAUCCAAGGAGUUCCUUUCGCAGGCCUUCCAGUCUUGAAUAAGAUGUGCACGCUCCACCAGAUGCGCGAGGUCAGCUUCUACUACGAGCAACUUCGGCCGUUGCUCACCGGCAUCACCAAUGCAGAGACACCCAGCACAAGUCAAAAGGCGGCGGAUGCCGUGGCAGAGGAGGUCGUAGAGUUGCUGGAUCCGCUCUUUUUGGCCAUGGUCGAGGCUGUGAAGCUUUUUGGGCAGGAUGAUGGCAGCUGCAACCCCUCCGCUUCAAUGACCCACAGCGAGUGGCAUGCCUUUUUCAUGACCCUCGCCCAGCAGGAGAUCUUGACCAAGACGACCAUGCAGUACUUCACGCAGGUUGGCCUCAAAGUCGAUGUCAAGUCCAGCCAGGUGGAAAUCACGGUGAGGCUCUCGCAAGCCUCGGGGAACCUGCGGAAUCUGAUCGAGGGGAACAAGGUCAAGGGGAUCCCCGCUCCGCCCUCACAGGAAAUUGUGGAUGAGCUCCUCUCCGUGGAUGCCACGUGGAAGACCUUCGAGAGCGAGUUGGAGGCCGCAGUUCACCUCGAAAGCGUCUCCUCGGUCACCAUGGCCCGAGUGGACCUUCUGGGCGAGAGGAUAUUGGAGGUACUUGGAAGGGUGAUGCACAUGGGGCUUGCCAUGGUGACCAACACCACUGUCCCAGCUUAUGUCAUUGACCAGUCUUUUGGGCAAGCGCUGUUGGCAUGCGAGAUAACGCAGAGCGCUGUUCUUUUGAACUUUGACCAUGACGUCACCAGCAACUGGGACUCCCUCAAUGCCUCCCGCGCCGCGUAUACCAGCACCAUGUGGAAGCUCUUGGAAGGUGAACCAGGGAAGUAUCAUCGAGUCACCGAUGUAUGCCUAGUACACCAAGUCAAGCACGCGAAUGAUCUUUUUCGCCGCUUCGAGCAAGCAGCGCUAUCGGUUGGCCAUGGACAUUCCGUGGACAUGGAGAACUUGGUGCUUUUGAGCCCUUUGGUCUUGAGGGCGUUGGAAGAAUCAGCCGAGUCCUUAUCGACUGGAAAUAGCAGCUGCGGCAACACAUCAUUGUUGGCGGAUGAAUGGAUCCAGCUUCAUCAGAAAGCUGCUGCCAUAGCCACCUUGAGCCAAGAGAUUACGGCUGAGUAUAUCCUGGUAAAGCAGGGUGAGAGCCACAACACUCAGCGGCUUGAAGUCCUGGUGGAAGACUUGGACACCUCUUUGCGACACAUCAUGUUUGGAUCCUUCGAUCCGCCGAUUGCAGCACCACCAUCGCAAGAAAAAUUCGAUCACAUGCUCACGCACUUGGCACCUGAAGUGGCUGACCUCAAGCAGGCGAUUUUUGGCAUUGACGUCACCACCGUCCUCAACGCCGGGGACAAAAUGAUGCUUGAUGCUCAGACAUUACAGGACCAAUACUUGGAGGGAUUGAUGUCAGCUGAUCCGCACUGGCCUGGCAAGCGGGUGGAUGUAGCCAGACGGCAGGUGACCUUGGCCCAGAAAAUCAUGACUGAAGCGGCCUUGUAUGCGUAUGAUUUGCGCAGCAGCGACGCGGAGUUGAACGCUGUUGUGACCAAGUUUGAGCAGGCACAUUUGCAACUUCGAGAUGGAGGUGGUGGACUCUCGGAAAUCAUGCUGCCAGAACGCCAGGACCUCCUAACUCAAUGGGAGCAGGUGGAUAGUGCCUGGCAGCAGGUGAGGGGCUACCUCCGCACAGAUCCAAUCUCCCGGUUGGAAAGCGCCAUCCUUCAGUUGGUCGCUGAACUCACCAAGAUCAUUCCCCUCUAUGCCAUGAUGGAUGUGAAGGAUCCCGACACCUUUCCCUGGCCCACUCUUGUGUACAGCAUCAUUGGGGCGCUCAUCUUGAGUUGCUGCUGUGUGAUGGUCAUCUUGCCCUGGGCCCUUUCCCGGCGCCGGGCCACGAAGACGCCACACAACGGAGCCACCGUGAGAAGUGCGGCGGAUGAGGUUUGAGAAAACCUUUGACAUCCUCCUCAAGUCUUUGAAUGCUAAGGGUGGUCCUUAGAGGCCAACCGGCAUCUGGGGCCACCGAGACCUCGAUCACUCGAUCGGCUGAUGUUGACCCAGGUCACAUGGGGACCCGGGUCAGGGAACUGCCGAAAACAUGGGUGGCAGCUCCGGAAUGGUGGACGUGUUCUUUCUUGGUUUUCCUAUGUUGGCCG